AUGGCUUCGCCGUAUGGUCACAAGCCUCGUCGGCGAAGAAAGAUUGAAGAGGGCUCUCUUGCUCACGUGACCCACGGCACUCUCGACUUAGACCAGUCCAGCCAGGCUCGCAAGCCCGCAUUUCCCCUCGUUGCUUUCCUCUGGCCCGUCAAGGGUGUAGUCUCUCAAUGGAUCACCAUACCUUUGAUCCUCAUGGUAGUAGGGCUCUUCCGGUGGACAACUGGUCUUUGGGGAUAUUCUGGCUUCAAUUCACCACCCAUGCACGGAGACUUUGAAGCUCAGCGGCAUUGGAUGGAACUUACUCAACAUCUCCCCGUUUCGCAUUGGUAUUUCUACGACCUCGGGUGGUGGGGUUUAGACUAUCCACCUCUUACCGCAUACCAUAGCUGGCUUUUGGGCGUCAUUGGUUCCGCUAUCAACCCUCAGUGGUUCGCUCUAUUCGACUCCCGAGCGCUUGACGAUCCAUUGUUGAAGAUUUAUAUGCGUGCCACCGUUCUUGUUUCCGAAUACCUCAUCUACGUUCCGGCUACGAUCAUCUACUUGCGACGAUACUCCCGAGCCGAAAAGGUCAAUGUGUGGGAAGCCACGAUCGCCCUUGUUGCGAUCCUCAUGCAGCCUGCGACGUUACUGAUUGACCAUGGACACUUUCAGUACAAUACCGUUAUGCUGGGUCUUACAGUGGCGAGCUUGUCGAGCAUUCAGGCUGGACGCCACUUGUGGAGUUGCGUGUUUUUCGUGGGGGCCCUUGGCUUCAAACAGAUGGCAUUGUUCUAUGCGCCUGCUGUCUUUGCCUAUCUCCUCGGCGUCUGCGUGUUCCCGCGGAUCAACAUGAUGAGGCUCUUCUUGAUCGCCGUUACUACAGUCGCGGCUUUUGCGCUUCUCUACCUACCAUUCCUUGCUGGAGUCGCAUACGACGCUUAUAAGAAGGUGCCGCUCAAGGGCCUCCCGCUUCCUCCGUUACUGGAGACUCUCCCAAUAUCUUUGGACUCUGAGGCUUGGUACUACCCCUACGUCUUAGAGCUGGCCCAGUCAGUUCACAGAAUCUUCCCGUUCGCACGAGGACUGUUCGAAGACAAGGUUGCCAAUAUCUGGUGCACCAUUCACACCUUCCACAAGCUUCACAGAUAUUCUGGUCCUCUUCUUCAACGCGCCGCUCUUGUCGCAACCCUAGCCACGAUCACACCGCCAUGUCUCAUCAUCUUCCUCAAGCCACGCAAGCAGCUGGUUCCUCUUGCUUUUGCUACCACUGCUUGGGGCUUUUUCCUGUGUUCGUACCAGGUCCACGAGAAGAACGUUCUGCUGCCGCUUCUACCAAUGACCGUCUUGUUGAGUGGACAGGGCGGCCUACUACCUUCUAUCCGUGCUUGGGUAGGCUUGGCCAACAUGCUCGGUGUUUGGACAAUGUUUCCGCUGCUGAAGAGAGACGAACUCAGAGUGCCAUACUUCGUCAUUUCGUUGCUCUGGGCUUACCUGCUUGGGUUGCCACCUGUGUCAUUUUCCGCCUACCAUGAGGGAACUUCGGGUGGUCUCAGCCUGUUCACAAAGAUCUUACACCUCAACAUCUAUGUCGCUAUGGUAGGGUGGCACAUCGCGGAAGCUUUCUUCGUUCCACCUGCAGACAAACCGGAUUUGUGGAUUGUGGCGAACUCCAUCAUCGGUUGCGGAGGCUUCGGUCUCUGCUAUCUGUGGUGCCUAUGGACGCUCCUCGACAAGAGCGGGUUAUUGGGCUCGGGGGCAAAGAGUAAGAAGCAGUAA
This is a messenger RNA of Didymosphaeria variabile, 1755 nucleotides long. It is a transcript of the gene ALG6, whose product is annotated as Glucosyltransferase-like protein. NCBI's taxonomy places the organism in Eukaryota, Fungi, Ascomycota, Dothideomycetes, Pleosporales, Didymosphaeriaceae. Gene Ontology annotation, molecular function: dolichyl pyrophosphate Man9GlcNAc2 alpha-1,3-glucosyltransferase activity. The transcript has 2 exons. Gene Ontology annotation, biological process: protein N-linked glycosylation. The coding region runs from base 1 to 1755 and encodes 584 amino acids. The record is from RefSeq and is a predicted model, not a curated record. Gene Ontology annotation, cellular component: endoplasmic reticulum membrane.